CACCCCUAUUUCCCUAUCUUUCAUUUAAAAAACAAAACCCUAAAAAAUGUUCACUGUUGAAAACUCCCAUCCGCCCCCUCUCUUACCUUCUUCUUCUUCAAACCUCCAAAUCCUCUCCCAUGGCUGCCCUUCCCCUCGCCCAACUACCACCCCCUCCAGCCCUUUCCCCUACGUCAAACCUCCAUCACCUCGCGACCAAACAACCACCUAGAGCAGCCACCUGCUGCCGCUGCUUCAUCUUCUUCGCUUCAUCAUCAAGCUCGAGCUCCAUGUUCACCGCCUCGCUAGCUCCUUCGGCUAUGCUGCUGCUACGUUCUUCAUCCUUGCUGCCAUGGCUGCGUCAAGCUCCCUGCUGCGCGUCUCCUUCUUCUUCUCCGACACUGCGGCUGCUACGUUCUUCAUCCUCGCUGCCAUGGUUGCGUCGAGCUCGUCGAGCAGCUGCUCCGCUACUGCUGCUCCGUCACUGCUGCUGCCUGAUGUUUCUUCUUCUCCAGUUUCGCGCGGCCAUGGCUGCUUUGUUGCUGCUGCUUCAGUUCUCGUCGAUCGCCGUUGCCUCAUAUUCCAACUCCUCUACUGCAGUUCAAUUCCAGAUUCCCUCGUUAGUUUAUGGUCCAACGGAGACUACACGUUUGUUGGGGUUGGAGUUGAGAACGAUGUGGAGAAGUUGGUUGAAGAUCACGAGCUUACCGUGAGAAAUAUGGCGGAUUUGAGAGUUUUGGCAGCUGAUGCAUAUGAGAUGAGUAAUUUGAAAACUGCUGGGUUGAAGGAGCUAUGCAAUGUUGUUCUUGGAAGAGAGAUUGAGAAGCCUAGACAUAUUACUAUGGGUAGGUGGGACAGUGAGUGGUUGAGUUUGGAUCAAAUUAAAUAUGCUUGUGUUGAUGCUUUUGUUUCUUUUGAGAUUGCAAAGCAUUUGAAUAUUGCUGCUGCUCCGUCCAGUCUGUAGCACGCGACUGUGACCUUCAGUUGCUUCUUAUUCGGGUCGUCUUCGAUGUCGAGUUAUUUUGGUGCGAUAAUUGUUUCCAGGCAGAUUUGUUUUCGUUCGAGCUCGUCGUUGUUCAUUUCCGGUUAGUUGAUUUAAGUUUCAUUUCUGUCCGUAUUUUAUUUUGAUAUUCUCAGAUCUGAAAUCAGAUAUGUUUGAUAUUAAUUUCAUGUUUAUCGUUUUUUAUUUUUCAGUUUGUCUCAUUUUUCUUGUUUUUUUAGGAAGAAAUUGU
Molecule: messenger RNA, 1211 nt
Organism: Nicotiana tabacum (common tobacco)
Lineage: Eukaryota; Viridiplantae; Streptophyta; Magnoliopsida; Solanales; Solanaceae
Product: 3'-5' exonuclease-like
Biological process (GO): nucleobase-containing compound metabolic process
Cellular component (GO): nucleus; cytoplasm
Molecular function (GO): nucleic acid binding; 3'-5' exonuclease activity
Source: RefSeq, a predicted model, not a curated record